GUCAGAAGAGAAAUAAAGUUGAGCGAGGAGGAGGUCGAUGCAAAAAGGCGCUCGUCCGUAAUGAAGUUACGCUGAAAGUGCUCGAAAGUGACCCGACCGAGGCCACUUCACCUCGAGGAUUUUACAUUUUUCCAAACCGGUGAUUGGAGGAGAAGAUGAUGUCUGACGCCAGCGAGAUGUUGGCGGCCGCCUUGGAGCAAAUGGACGGGAUCAUCGCAGGCUCCAAGGCCAUGGACUACUCCAACGGACUGUUCGACUGCCAGUCCCCCACGUCGCCGUUCCUGGGCGGCCUGCGGGUGCUGCACCUGCUGGAGGACCUGCGGGCAGCUCUGGAGCUCAUGGAGAACGCAGAGCGGGACAACCUACGCUGCCAGAUCCCCGACACCACUGCCGAGGGCCUGGCCGAGUGGCUGCAGGGACGAAUGACAAAUGGCCACAGCUCAGAGGCGGUCUACCAAGAGCGCUUGACCAGACUGGAGAGUGACAAAGAGUGUCUAAUUCUUCAGGUCAGUGUCCUGACAGACCAGGUGGAGGUCCAAGGGGAGAAGAUCCGGGACCUGGACAACUGCCUGGACCUUCACCGGGAGAAGCUCUGCGCCUCUGAGGAGCUGCUGCAAAAAGAGUUGCUGACCCGCUCGGCACUGGAGACCCAAAAGCUGGAGUUGAUGACGGAGGUAUCGGGUCUGAAGCUGAAGCUGAGCGCAGUGGAGAGGGAUCACAGAGAUAAUGAGGACUUGUACCGGGAAGUAAGCGAGUUGCGUUUGCGCGUGGCUGAUAUUGAGAGUGAGCGUCUGCAGUGCGACAGGAAAACCAAAGCUUGUAAAGCUCCGAAGCGGACUGCGGGAGCUGAGGUGAAGUGCUUCCACCUCUGCCACCAGUCACCUACACACCACAACUCCGCAGAAGAGCUGCAGCUGCUGCAGCGGGAGUUGGAGGAGCGAGAGGCGGAACUUAGGAGGUUGAAGGACGAGAGCAGACCGAGGGCAACGGAGGUGGGAGAGAGAGAUGCUGAAAUGUCCAAGAUGAAGACGCUGUUGGACUCGCUCAUGUCGUCCAACGAUGAGAAGGAGCGAAGGAUCAAAGAGUUGGAGAGCACGCAAGUUCUGGGUAAAAUCAAAGAGAGUCCGAAGGAAGACGACUAUGCCGACAUCCAAGAUGAUCGGUCGUUUCCUGCCACUGCCGAGGUCAGGCUGGCGUCGGAGGGCGAGACAGGAAGGCUCUCCGUGGAGUCUCGUCCAGGCAUCACCGUGCUGGAUGAGAUUAAGGAACUCGAUCGAGAGCGACAGCUGCAGGCGGUCGAGAGAGCCUCUGAGGUGGCUUCAAGCAACACCAAUGAGCAGGCAAAAAGCAAGUGUCGAUCUUUGGCCAGUGAAGACACUUUCGGGGCCAAGAGGGUCCGCGCAUCCUUCGGUCGAGGAUUUUUCAAACUGCGAGGAGGCAAAGCCACGAGCAGCACACCAAACCUCGCCGAGACGGAAGGCAAAGUGCCGGAACACCUGGACUUGGCCGGCUCUGCUUUGCCCUUGCCGCCUGAGAGCAAGAAAAAGUCCAAAGGCUUGAGGAAGUUCUUGGGCAGGCUGAAGAGAAGCCACUCCACAUCCUUGAACCCGGACGACGAGGCCGCAUUCCGGCGCGGGGGCGUCCGGGCCACGGCCGGGCCUCGCCUGGGUUGGUCCGCAUCUUCGGUCAGCGGCCUGGACGUCCCCUUUUCACAGUGGACCCGAGAAGACGUGUGCGAGUGGCUCCACGAACAAGGCCUGGGCUUGUACGCGGAACCGGGUCACAACUGGAUCCAGUCGGGGCAGAGCCUGCUGCAAGCCUCCCAGCACGACCUGGAGAAGGAGCUGGGCAUGAAGCACCCUCUGCACAGGAAGAAGCUCCAGCUGGCCCUUCAGGCUCUCCACUGCCAUGAAGACCUCCACAAAGGCAAACUGGACCACAACUGGGUGACACGCUGGCUGGACGACGUGGGCCUGCCGCAGUACAAGAGUCACUUUGAUGAGGCCAGAGUGGACGCACGCAUGCUGCACUACAUGACCGUGGAGGAUCUCUUGUCCCUGAAGGUGGGCAGCGUGCUCCACCACCUCAGCGUCAAGAGGGCCGUGCAGGUCCUGCGCCUCAACUCCUUCCAGGCCGACUGUCUCCGGCGCCGCCCCACCGACGAGAAGCGCACGCGACCGGCCGACGUGAUCCAGUGGAGCAACCACCGAGUGAUGGAGUGGCUGCGCGCCGUCGACUUGGCCGAGUACGCGCCCAACCUCAGAGGCAGCGGUGUGCACGGGGGCCUCAUGGUUCUGGAGCCCCGCUUCACGGUGGAGGCGUUGGCUCUGCUGCUCAACAUCCCGCCAGGAAAAACGCUGCUGCGGCGCCACUUGGCGACGCACUUCCACUUGCUGGUGGGAGCAGACGCGCAGAGGCUCAAGCGGGAGUGUCUGGAAAAUCCUGACUACGUCGUGCUCACGGCCGCGGCCAAGGUCAAGCCGAGACGUCUGUCGUUCGGCGGCUUUGGAACGCUCCGGAAGAAACGUCACGACGACGGCAACGAGUACGUGUGCCCCAUGGACGCGGGCGGGCGGCUCAACCGGGACCACCCGGAGCAGCUGGAGCAGGUUAAAGCGCUUCUGGCCUCGUCGUUCUCCCGAUGGUGUCAUUCUCCCGCCGAUAACACGUUUGUCUUGAGCCAGAUGGACGACUCCGAGGGCGCCGCGAGGCAGAUCGGAGCCUUUUCCGAGGGAAUCAAUAAUCUGCCGAGCAUGCUGGAGGACGAGGAGGUUUUCGGGGAGAUCUCAGCAAGCCCACGAGAGGGCAACCGAUCCGAUGACGACGCCGCGAGACUCGACAAAUAACGCUACAUUGUGUGUGUAUGCGUGGUUGCGUGACUGUUUGCAUGUUAGAGGAAAGAAGAAGUUAUUUGGGAGAUCACUUUAUUAUCAAACGUGCUGCAUACAACUCAAUACUGCAUUUUUUUUUUUUUAGCAAUAAACAAUUGAACAAAGCUUUUAUCAUUUUCUUUUUGUUGUUUUUGGAAUAAAUACUGUUACUCGGGUAAGUCAAAUAUUUGAUUUGCAUGAGUUCUUAAUUCUUGUAAGAAUGUUCAAAAAAAAAAAAAAGCCUUUCAUAAUGAUUCAUUUCUACCAAAAAGUACAAUUAGAAGCGUGACAUAUUUCAAAUGUUUUAAAAGUGUCCAAUGUUUUACUCAUGAAGGUCGGAGUAAGAUCACAGAGCUCCUGCGCUGACGCGUUGCACUUUUCUUUACAAUUUUCCUCAUCGUGUUGUAAAAUGCGAGACCGCGUGCUGUCUUGUUGUCCUUGCAAUUUUGUAUUUACGAUUCAUUCUCGGUGGGCGGUAGACCAGCGACAGUUGUUUUCAGUUACUAAUUGUACGCUUCUUUUCUGUUUACUUUGACGUAUUCCGUGUAUUGUUAUGACAUGAUUUGAAAAGGAGGCCUGGUCAUAAUAUCGGUUUCUAUUUUCUGGCUAAAUAAAAGGUUUUGAUUUA
Messenger RNA from Phyllopteryx taeniolatus (common seadragon), 3498 nucleotides. Its product is annotated as liprin-beta-1-like. NCBI's taxonomy places the organism in Eukaryota, Metazoa, Chordata, Actinopteri, Syngnathiformes, Syngnathidae. Bases 156 to 2846 code for a protein of 896 amino acids. Gene Ontology annotation, molecular function: protein binding. Gene Ontology annotation, cellular component: presynaptic active zone. The record is from RefSeq and is a predicted model, not a curated record. The transcript has 25 exons. Gene Ontology annotation, biological process: neuromuscular junction development.